Messenger RNA from Erigeron canadensis, 2034 nucleotides. RefSeq names its product transcription factor GAMYB-like. Bases 72 to 1718 code for a protein of 548 amino acids. The transcript is spliced from 4 exons. Lineage: Eukaryota; Viridiplantae; Streptophyta; Magnoliopsida; Asterales; Asteraceae. The record is from RefSeq and is a predicted model, not a curated record.
AUUCUUUUUUUAAUAAAAACGUUGAUAAAAUGACGGUGAAUUGAUAUUUCUUCAGCGAAUUAUAGCUUCAGAUGAGCAACAUGACAAGUGAAAGCGAGGAGAGAAUAAUAUCAAGAGAUUGCAUCAGUUCACCAUCUAUUGAUGAAGUUAGCAAUGAAAGAAACAUGGUUGGAAAUGGCACCCUGAAAAAAGGUCCAUGGACUUCUGCCGAAGAUGCAAUUUUGGUGGAUUAUGUGAACAAGCAUGGAGAAGGGAACUGGAAUGCUGUUCAGAAGCAUUCUGGGCUUUCUCGUUGUGGUAAAAGCUGUCGAUUACGGUGGGCAAAUCACUUAAGACCCGAUCUUAAAAAAGGUGCAUUUACACCAGAGGAGGAACGCCGCAUAAUUGAACUCCAUGCUAAGAUGGGGAAUAAAUGGGCCCGCAUGGCUGUUGAGUUACCCGGACGCACAGAUAACGAAAUCAAGAAUUUUUGGAACACUAGAACCAAAAGAAGACAGCGUGCUGGAUUACCGAUUUACCCACCUGACAUUUGUAUGCAAACACUAAAUGAUGGUACACAUACCCACAACAUGGUCACAUUCACAAACGGAGAUGCGUCAAAUUCUGAAAUUUUGACAACUGACACAUUCCACAUUCCUGCCGUUGAGUUCAAGAAUUUGGAAUUAAAGCAUGAGUUAUAUGCACCAGGCAUGCUUGAUAUACCUGGAGGCAAUUUUCUUGAUAUUCCUGGAGGCAGUUUUCUUCCACGCGGGCCUGUACCAACGCGUCGUAGCAAUUUUCUGUUCCCGAUGCUGCAUCCUUCUAAACGGAUCAGGAGAUCUGAUGCAUAUGGUCUUCGUAAUUGUGGAGAUGGUGGUCUCGAUGAUCUUUUCCAGACAGUCGAUCAAUCCUUUGAGAUUUCUUCGUAUAAUGAAAACUGUAAUGGGAACAUCCCAUCAUCAUCUUCAUGCUUAUUUUCUGGCAGCCAUGCCUUUUUUAAUGGCAACACUUCUUCUUCUGAGCCCAUUUCAUGGGCCCAGAAGCUGGAGCUCCCUUCAACCCAAAUGGGUAGCUGUAACGCACCUUCUUCACCACUGCCUUCCCUUGAAUCUGUGGAUACGAUAUUUCAGUCAACUUUGAUUGGUCAAACAAAGUCAGAUUCUCCCUCGCACAGGGACAGUGGGUUAUUAGAAGCAGUGCUCUUACAAUCCCAAAAUUUGAAAAUGUCAAAGAGUAAUAAUAAUUCGAAUGCUUCACUUGCGCCUCGUGACAUUACCAACAGUUCGUCUCAGUCUCAGAAUAUGCAACAAGAUGACGACUGGGAAGUGUAUGGUGACCCCAUGUCUCCCUUGGGUCAUUCUGCUGCUUCUGUGUUUAGCGAAUAUACUCCUCAUAGAAGUGGAAGCUCACUGGAUGAGCAUCAGUCUAUUGAGACCAUUUCAGUUAAGCAAGAAGCAGAGGAAUCUGGUGUUAAGGAGUCAGACAGGGAAGAUCAAAAACCAAACCACAGAGAGUAUUUAAGACCCGAUUUUCUGCUUGGGUCAAACUGGUUUGGUUCAACUUCAGACGCUGACCAGAACAAAGAUCAUUAUGAGGUUAGCGACCCAAUUCGUGCACUUCUUGGAAAUGAUUUUUGCAGCGAUUCCAAGCACAAUUCUUGUUCACCAUUUGAUGGACACAAUGAGUCUGACAAAUGGGAUGACAUCUCUGAAAUCUGCAAAGGGUCAUCAAACCGUUGAAUACUUGUCUUUCAAAAGUUUUCUUGCAUGCUAAAAGUGGGCAGUCUUGUUUUGAUUUGAAAUGACUAUUUGGUGAACCCCCUUGUGAGAUACUUAUUCCGUUAAAUGUUGUGGUUUAAGAGGUGAGUCUAGGAUUUGUGACUCAUUUUCAUGGCGCUGGACCUUGGAUCCUUUGCAUUUAGUACCUUGAUUGGUUCAAUUUCCACUGCUUUGUGAUGUUAAAGACUGAUUUUCAUAUAUUUUCACUAAAUAUUGUUGAAUAAUGUGUAACAUUGUAAUUGGAAGAAUUUUACAUUGACCCCCUUCGAGUGGAAAA